AUGAGUCAACCCAACCGAUUCCCAUACAGCACCGCCUCUACCGGCACAACACAACCGGUCGUUCACGAUGUCUUCGAGUCCGAGACGGGAACCUGGCAGUACAUUGUUGCAGACCCGUCUACGAAAGCGGCAGUCAUCAUUGACCCGGUUCUGGAUUAUGACCGAACAACACAAGCUAUUACCACAUCUUCCGCCGACGAGUUGCUUCGGUUGGUCAAGGAACACGGCUAUUUGGUUUCUUUGAUUCUCGAAACCCAUGCCCAUGCAGAUCACCUCACUGCAGCCUCAUACCUGCAAAAAUGCAUUGCGGAAGAGUAUGGAAGUAAGCCACUGAUCGGCAUAGGACGACGCAUUGCACAGGUACAAGACCUGUUUGGUCAACGAUAUGGUGUGCCCAGCGAAGAACGCCUUGAUGUCUUUGACAAACUCUUCAAAGAUGAUGAAAGUUUUAGCAUUGGCAACCUGAGCGCGACUGCUAUUCAUCUUUCCGGGCACACGCCCGACCACUUGGGUUAUAAGAUCGGAGACAACGUGUUUUGCGGUGACUCCUUGUUACACGUGGACAUUGGAACUGCCCGUUGUGACUUUCCUGGUGGAAGUGCCAACAACCUUUAUCACUCAGGCCGCAGGCUUCUUAGUCUUCCAGAUCACGUCAAAGUCUGGACAGGCCAUGACUAUCCCCCAGACGAACGCGAGGGCCCUGUCUCAUGGAUGACGGUCAGGGACCAUAGAAAGUUCAACAAGCACUUGCGGGAUGGUAUCACCGAGGAGGAAUUUGUUGCCCAGCGCAAGGAGCGCGAUGCUAAGCUCGGUGAGCCAAAGCUGCUCCACCAGUCUCUGCAAACGAACAUCCGAGCCGGUCAACUCCCCCAACCAACGGCUUCCGGGCACCGCAUGCUUCAUCUACCUAUCAAGCUGGGAGACCUGCAAUGGUAA
Molecule: messenger RNA, 936 nt
Organism: Colletotrichum orchidophilum
Lineage: Eukaryota; Fungi; Ascomycota; Sordariomycetes; Glomerellales; Glomerellaceae
Product: metallo-beta-lactamase superfamily protein
Exons: 2
Coding region: 1-936 (311 amino acids)
Biological process (GO): glutathione metabolic process; hydrogen sulfide metabolic process
Molecular function (GO): sulfur dioxygenase activity
Source: RefSeq, a predicted model, not a curated record